AUGGCAGCGGACGAGAAAAAGCUUCCUACCUACGAAGUCGACGACUAUCAGGAAGGGGAGAUUGCCUCCAAUGCGGAUCAGCUGAAACGCCAUCUGGGAAAUCGCCAAAUCCAACUCAUCGCUGUCGGCGGUUCUAUUGGCACCGCUCUCUUCGUCAGUAUCAGCUCGGGCCUGAUGACUGGUGGUCCUGGCAGCUUGUUGAUUGCCUAUGCCGCCUACAGUUGUUUACUCGGUCUAGUCAACAACUCCAUGGCUGAGAUGGCAGUAUACAUGCCGGUUUCGGGAUCCUUUAUUCGCAUGGCUGGUAAAUGGGUUGAUGAAGCCUUUGGAUUUAUGGCAGGCUGGAACUUCUUCCUAUAUGAGGCUUCUCUCAUUCCCUACGAAAUCACGGCGCUCAACCUGGUCUUGACGUUCUGGAGCGACGACAUUCCUAUCGCGGCGAUAUGCGCUGCGUGCAUCGUUCUUUACGCGAUCAUUAAUAUCUUCGCGGUCAAAUACUACGGCGAGGCAGAGUUUUGGCUCUCAAUCGGAAAGCUGCUACUCAUCGGCAUCGUCUUCUCCUUCACCUUCGUGACAAUGGUUGGGGGGAACCCUAAGCACGACGCUUAUGGCUUUCGAUACUGGAACAACCCUGGUUCAUUCGCAGAAUAUGUCACCUCGGGGGCGCUCGGUCGCUUCGAAGGGUUUCUCGGAGCCUUGUGGUCUGCCGCUUUCACCAUUGUCGGCCCUGAGUAUCUUGCCAUGGUCGCCGGUGAAGCUGAGCGGCCCCGAACUUACCUCAAGAAUGGAUUUAAAACGAUGUACUGGCGAUUCGGCCUGUUCUUCAUCGGAGGAGCACUCUGCGUGGGGAUCGUCCUUCCCUAUAACGAUCCUAUCCUGGUAGCUGGCCUCGGUGCCGGCACGGCCUCAGCAUCCCCAUACGUGAUUGCGAUGAAGAACAUGGGCAUCAGUGUCCUUCCCCAUAUCACAAAUGCCCUCCUGAUUACAUCUAUUUUCUCGGCAGGAAACGCUUAUACCUAUUGCUCGAUGCGUUCGCUCUACGGGUUGGCCCUGGAAGGUCAGGCACCGAAGUUUCUGCUGAAGUGCACGAGGAGCGGCAUCCCGAUAUACUGCUUCGCCGUCACGAUGAUCUUUCCACUGCUGUCUUUUCUGCAGGUCUCGAACGAUUCGGCUCAAGUGGUUACCUGGUUUGCGAAUUUGACCGAGGCUUCUCAACUGAUUGACUACAUCAUCAUGAGCGUCACCUACCUCUUCUUCUACCGGGCUUUGAAAGUUCAAGGAAUCGAUCGAAGGACUCUCCCUUAUUUGGGCUGGUUCCAACCCUACUGUGGGUGGAUUGGAUUAGUUGGAAUGACUCUCGUCCUGGGCGGCUAUGGUUACACCACAUUCCUCCCUGGAUGGUGGGACAUCGGCACUUUCUUCUCGUACUACACGAUGGUUUUUGUUGCUGUUGUUACGUACGUCGGUUGGAAAGUUGUUAAGAGAACAAAGGUUGUUCGACCCGAGGAAGCUGAUUUGGUCUGGGACCGACCCAUCAUUGAUACUUACGAGGCGUCGCUACCAAACAAGCCUGAGGGUUUCUGGGCUGAGAUCUUGAAGAUGGUCGGAAUCAAAAAUAAAAGCACUGCUCAUGUGGCAUAA
This is a messenger RNA of Rhinocladiella mackenziei CBS 650.93, 1641 nucleotides long. RefSeq lists its product as uncharacterized. Gene Ontology annotation, biological process: amino acid transmembrane transport. NCBI's taxonomy places the organism in Eukaryota, Fungi, Ascomycota, Eurotiomycetes, Chaetothyriales, Herpotrichiellaceae. The coding region runs from base 1 to 1641 and encodes 546 amino acids. Gene Ontology annotation, molecular function: amino acid transmembrane transporter activity. Gene Ontology annotation, cellular component: membrane. The record is from RefSeq and is a predicted model, not a curated record. The transcript is spliced from 2 exons.